CGAAGAUCGCAGUUCUGCCUCUGCGCCUUCUGGGUACUGUUAAUGGCUGCCUCAUUUCAGUUUUUGUGUCUACUGCGAAAAAGUUCGGAAAUUGUCGUGGCAAACGGAUCGAACCGUGCCCCAAUCGUGCAGCAAUCGCUAGUAUCGUUUUGUAAAAAGUAGUUUUUAGUGUUGGCAAUCUAGAAAGUGCGGGGUGAGAGAGUGUGAGUGUGGUCGUCGUGUGCGUGCGUACACGAAGAGGAGGGGUUCCCAAUUUCUGUCUCCCCCCCUUGUGCGUACACGUCGAAAGAAGACAAAAGAGAGUGACGACGAGUGGGAAAGGAACAGGAAAACAUCUGUGAUAAAAGUCGUGCGCGUGUGUGUGAGUGAAAUCGUGCGUCAGAAAGUCCAUCCUCGGACAAAGAGAGGUGGGGGAUUUGUGACGUUUUCGUUUCUGGGGUGCCCCCCUAAAAAUUGUAUCGUGUAAUUUUACACGACGGAUUUGAGUGUGUGUGCGUAAGCGCGUAGGAGCGCAAACUGUCAAAAACGAACCUUGUGUUUGUGUGCUAACGUCAGGAAGCGAGAGUAAAAAAGAAACUUUUUCAUCCAUCAGCCAGCGAAGAAGCGAACGAACGGAAUCAGUUUUCUACACACAAAAGUUCAAAUCCGUGGGUUGUUUUUCUGCGUUUUUGCAGAAUGUCGGACGCCAUAAACAUGGACCUGCAGUCGUCGAUGCUGCUGGAAACGUUACGCCAGACGCCGAGCAUUCAGGAUAACAUUCAUCUGGACAGUGGCGGAAGUGCUGGAGAUGGGAAUGCGAAAAGUACUUCCUCUUCGUCGCUGUCGUCAUCAGUGGAAGGUGGAGGGGGAGGCGGUGGUGUUGGCAUUAAUUCGGACGGUGGCGAGAAAACUGCCCUGGAAGCGAUGGAUCCGGCUAUUUUGUCUGCCUCGGCACCAUCCGGAGCCGAAUCCCCAGUUUCCGGAAGCAGUGCCAGUGAGAAAUCGAACAGGACCAGGUAUUCGAUUAACCAGCUGCUGGCACUGAGGAAUUUGGAACCCUCGAAGCAGAAACCCAUCUUUAUGGUUGAACCCAAGAGUGAAAAACUUGCCAGAAUGUUCAGCAUUCUGGAUCGAACCACCGAUAGGUAUGGGAAAAGUUUGUCCAUCGGGAAAUCGUCGGAAGCUGCGUACGAGGAUGAAAAUGGAGGAGGGGGGAACGGAUCGGCUGGAAACUAUGGACGGAAUCGUGUCGCAAAUGGAUCAGGAGGUGGAAACGGUGAUGGAGGUUCGAGUGGAGGAGGUAAUCGAAUGGAAAUGCGUCGUUCCGGUGGAAUGGAAUUACGUGAUCCCAAAGACCGAUUACGUAAGGAAGAUGGAAUAGUCCUUUCGCCACAGAGGCGGUCUUUCAACAUGGGGUGUCAAAUGCCUGCGGCUCCCAGUGCCAAUACAAGCGGUUUGACCAUCGGAGGAAAUCUACUUCGUAAUGAACGCGAUAUCCUCGGAGGCAGAGAACGACGCAUUGGCAGUGGACGAAUCCUGUCACGGGAUGUGUCUUGGGAUUAUCGCCCAGAUAAAGACGCCCCGGAAAGCAAUGACUAUCGCGCUUCUGGUAAUCCCAACUAUCGAGAACGGGAACGCAACGAUAAAGAAUUCCGCAAGGAUUACGAUCGUGACCGGGAGGACGGGAAUCGUUUCGAGCGAAGACCGAACAAUCGAGAAUUCGAUCGCAAUGAAAAGGAUUCCCGCAAUAAUCGCAUGUCGUCACGCUAUUCCAAUUCGUACAACAACGAUUCCCACGGGGGAGGCAAUUAUCAUUCCAAUAACUACAACAACCACUAUCAUUCGUCCCAUCACGACCGGCGUCGUCUCUACAGCGACCACAAUCGGGACGAAGAACCCGAAUGGUUCAGCGAACCGACCUGUCAAACGGACACCAUCGAACUGCGCGGCUUCGAUGAUCCGGUGUCCGAGGAAGAGACCACCAAAUCGGACAAGGAAGACGCCCGUGACGAUCUCAAACAGGACUUGCCUGAAGCAACCAACCAGCGACCAGCUUCGUCCCUUCAGCAGAACGACAAGAACAACAACGCCAAUGCUUCUUCUGAACCACAGUCACUCAACCGAACCGACAACGCAAAUGCCAACCAAUUGCCCACACCCGCCACUGCGGGAACGGCGGCCGACAAAAUGGACCGGACCCCGGGGGAUGGAGCCAGCGAGGGGUCUUCCGCCAAGUCCGGGCUGGGAGCGACGACGACGACGACGACCCUUGGUGGUAUUGCGGGCACCAUCUCAUCCGGACAGUCCAAGAUCAACGACGACGACUUCAACUUCGAGGACUUUCUCAAGCUGGACGCACUGCCGAGUAGUUUGUUAUAUCCGGAUCUUCCAGCAAGCAAGGACAGUGGCAAUGCCGGUGGUUCCCGAUUCUCGCAAUGGUUCCGUCAAGACAGCAGUGCCCCAUCGCAACCGACUCAAUCAACCGGUCCCAAUCAACCGCAGCAGCAACCGAAACAGCAAUCAUCACAUUUUAACGACAGUCGGCGAUCGUCGCUUCAAGAUGAGAUCAUCAACAACAUGAUCAAUGAUUUUACAUCAACCGGACUAGAUGACCAUAUUCCAGACACAAAUUCCAACAAAUACUUUGCUCCGAUCUCGCCUGCCGCCAGUACAUCCUCAAAUUCCCUGAUGGAAUUGUUUCAGCGAAGCGACAAACAGUUGCAGCAGCAGCAACAACAACAGCAGCAGCAACAGCACCAUCAGCAACCGCAACAACGAGAUCGGGAGCAUCUUCAGCAACAGCAGCAGCAAAUUCCUCCACCCCAACCGCCAAAUCAUCCCCACGGCCAACCUCUGUUGGCUCACCCUCCAAACCAUCCGGGUCUGCACCAUCAACAGCAACAGCAACAACAACACCAUCAGCAAAUUCAGAACCGCAAUUUGCAACAAUUGCUGGGCGUUAGCGGUAGUGGCAAUGUGAGCAAUCAUGGACCACAUGGUCCAAUUCCUCCGGCACCAAGCGGCGGUCAGAUACACAGCGUUGAAGAGCUGGAAGCACGUUUCCGUCAAAGUGACAACGACGUACCUAAUCGUCCUGUUGGAGUUGGCCCAUCUAUUCCACGAUUAAUCACGCCCUCAUCUGGUGGUGGUGGCGGCGGAAGUAGCGGGGGCAUAAACGUUGGUGGCAAUGCAGGUCAUUCGUCCAACGAUGCUCAACAGCAAGAAAUGAACGCUUUCAAAAAGCUAUUGGCUCAAAUAUCUGAAAAUCAACCGCACAAUGUCCAACCAAAUCCACCAGCACAUCCUCCUCAUCCAAUCAAUAUGCUGCACCACCAACAGCAGCAAAAUGAGCUCCUCCAAAAAAUGCUGCAUCUCAACCAAAUGCACCACCCGGUCAACGAUGCUCGUCAAGCCGAAAUCCUGAAGCGUCCGGAAGCACAAGCCCUCCUGCAUGGCGUUGCCCGCGGAGAAGUAUCUCAGCACAACCUAUGGCAACAGUUGACUAAUCCAGCCACUGCUCAGCCGCAUCGCGAAAUUCUCACUUCAGUUCUCAGCACCAUCAAUACCAGUCCACGUGUUGUGUCGCCCAACAUUCUUAUCCAACCGAGCCCGGGAGGCGUUCCCAUCCUUCCUCCUGCCACAGUCCCACCGGCAGCCGUGGCCGCAGCUGCUGCUGCCAACAGCGCCAACCUACUCUUUCAGCAUCAUUCCAAACAGCAGAUGCGACUCUCACCACUGCCCAACGGUAUGCCGCAAAGAAUUCCCUCUCCUCGGGAGCUUCAGUACCACACUCAGUCAAUUAUGCAAAAUGCGCUGAUUCGCAAGAAGCUCGAAGAACAAAGGGAAAACUACCGCAAGCGUCAGGAGCAACAACAGCAGCAACAACAAAAUCGUAACCAACCAGAAACUAGUGCUGCUUCAUCUUCUACGGCUUCUGCUGCUGCAACGACUUUAACAACAACUUCUAGUGCAAGCUCAUCAUCUGCUGCUCCCAAUCAUCCACAAUCUGGAAACCAACCGGCCAAUAGCACCGCAACUAGCGCUCCAGCGUCAGUUGUCCCCUCUCCUGCUGUCUCCGCUCCCGUAAUGGCCAGUUCAAUUGCUUCACCAGCCAAACCAACUCCCCCUUCGCACUCCCACUCACAGCAUACUUCUUCUCCCACGCCGUUGGCGUUCACUCCCACAUCCGUACUGCGUAAAAUGACUGCCGAGAAGGAAACGGAGCAGCUGACCGCUAACAGUUCCUCCAACACUCCGUCGCACUCGACAAUUUCGAGUGCCCCGCCUAUCGAACGUCCGCCACUAGGGGCGGCCAACCACGGCCAAAACCUCCUAAUGGGACUUCAAAACCCUCUCUCGCAGCAGCAGCAACAACAGCAAAGAAAUCUGGCAGCGCUCAUCGGAUCGCAUCCUCCUCUUCAACCGCCGCACAGUCAAUCGCAAGGACCCCCGCCUCAGAUACCGCCCCAUCAUCACAUGGGAAAUGCCCACCUGCAUGGAUCCUCGCUGGGUCCCCAGAACGCUCAGCCACCGCAGCCGAACCACCAGCAGAUGCGCGGUGGUCACCAACCACCGGGAAUGCCCGGUGGCAACAUUCCCUGGAAUCUGAAGCAACCGCACCCGGGUCAACAGAUGCCACAGCUGACGAAACCCCAGGGCAGGCCAAUCCUGAAAGGUGGCAAUACCCAGCAGCAACCACCGCAACAACAGCAGCACCCUUCGCCAAUGUCGCAGAUGUCUUUCGCUUCCAACUUAGAAUUCCAACAGCAAAUGCAGCAGUUCCAAGGACGCAGUGGUAAUCCAAUACUGGGGGCACACCAGUCACAACAGCAGCAGCAGCAAAUGCUACAACAGCAGCAGCCCCACAAUCAACAUCAGAAUCAGAUGAAUCCCCACCUGCAACAGUUGCUUCAGCAACGACAGCAGCAACAGCAACAACAACAGCGUGCCAUUCGCAAUCAACACAUGCAACAGAUGCCACAAUCGUUCCGCAUGGGCCCUCAACAGCAACAACAGCAACCACAAUCGCAAGGGCCACAUCCCCACCAAGGUCAGCCACAGUCAGGUGCUUCGGGGAUCAUCAACUACAACCGCGAUGGAGGCCUUUCACCCACCAGCAAUCAACUAGCCCGCUGGUUCUCUCCCGAGCUUCUCGCGCAAGCAUCUGCCGGUAAAUUACCGUCCCUCAACAUAGGACAGGCCAUGAGCUUGGAGGAAUUCGAACGAAACAUGCAACAUUCGUCGGCCACUGUGCACAACUGAGUGCUACCUAAGGCUGCAUCCCCCGCUAGAUCCGCUGUCGUCCCGCCAUCACCAUGGCUUGAUGGAGGGACCAGCGGAUUCAAACGGCUGACUGCGGCGGACCUUCGCAGAGACCACAACAAAUUCAUCUGCCGGCCAGAGUAGGUUUUACUCUCAUCCAUGCAAAGCAAUUUAAUCGACAGUCUCUCUCCUUCUCUUUCUCAUACAUUUCGGUAUGUCACACCGUAUUUGGCUAUCAUUCUACUUGAAGCAGAUAAACAAGACUAGUAUUGAAUUAUGUAUAGAAAUGCACUUAAAAGUAUACUUUUACCAGAUCUUUACCUAAAGACACACGCCACAAAUCUAUACAACACAUCGUUCUUGAUAGAUGAUGCAGCGCAUUAUAGUAUUUUUCUCCAUUGUCUUAACGUACCGAGCGCAUUACUGGAUGGACACUAGUAGUUAUUGUAUUGUUAGAAUCAGCAUCCGAAUUGUAAUAUUUGUAACAAGGCCGCAAACGUUGACUGUUGAAAGGAAAAAUACAUUCUGGCAUAAGUAUAAAUAGAAACAGUAGCAAACUCAAAAAACAAAAACUAAAGAAAUGCAGGAUAACACUCUAGAGUCAUUCAUAGCUAGUUAGAUAGAAAUAAUUAAAUAUCACAACCUAAAGUAUUUGGUAACUAAAACGGAAACGAAGAUUACAAAAUGUAGCAGCUCUUAGAUGUUACGAACCGUGUGCAAAAUAGUUGAAAGCUUCUCAGUGUUGAUGCUUUUUUCCCCUAAAUAGUCGUUAGCAGUGAAAUUUGACUAGUAUUUAUUUUUUAUUGAUUCGCUCUUAAGUUGGAAAAAAUGAAUGAAAUCCCCGAGAUUUGUUGGUACCGAUUACUGAUCUGCAUCCGAGUUCGUUUUCGAAAUUCUGUGAUACAAUGCAGUUGCAAUGCAAGAUUAUGGUUGAGUCCUUUUGGUCUAUCUUUAGAUAGGUAGACUAUGCUAGACGUAAAUUAUAUGAAUCGGUUUAGAAUUUAUUUUAUUUUUAAUUCUAGACAUGUCCAGGCCUGGUAGCAGGUCUUUUUUAGAGACUUCCUCACUAUUUUAAUGCAAGUCUAGAGAAAGUCUCCAUUCUAAACAGCAGGUGUCUAAACAUUUUUUUGAAAAAAAUGGUCUAAAAAGUCUCUUUUUACUUUUUUUUCGUGAGUCUUGGUGUAAAUUUUUAAGGUUCCAGAGAUUUCAAUGAGGCUAUUCUAAAGUUUUUUUUCCAGGAAUACCUUCACAAAUUCUUCAAGGAAAACCUUUCGGCAUUAUCCAGAAAUUUGUUCUGGUAUACAUUCAGGCAAUUCCCAUAAACAUUCUUUAAUAACUCACCAGAGAAGUCGUCCUGAAAUUCCUGUAGUAAUUUCUCAUAAUAUGCUUGGAUUGAAUUGCUCCAGGAAUUCCUGAUUUUAUUGGCUCAUUCAGUAGUUAGUGUUUCCUGAUAUUCCUACAGGAUUUUAUGCAGGACACUCCACAAAGGUUCAUUCUAGGGUUGAAAACCCUCGUUUAGGGAGAAGGGUCUUCAGAGACCCUUGCAUGAGUUCUCACCUGUAAAAGUUUAGGGAGUUUCAUCAGUGAUUACUUCAGGAUUUUCUGUAGAAAAAUCUCCCAGACCGUUCCACGGACCUCCAAGAAUCCUUAUCGAUUCCCUGGAAAGGAUAAUUACUUCAAGUUCCUGAAAUUUCAGGAAUAAUCUUUGGAGGGAUUUCUGAUUGAAUCAUUGCAGUAAUUAUUGGAAGGUGUCUUUACAGAAAUUCCUUGUUGAAUCUUAAGGAAAUUCUAAACAUUUUUUUUUUUUUUUUUUUGAGGAAAUCCUAAUAAAAUCUCGGAGGAAUCUCUGAAUUGUUGAAAAAGUCCUAAACGGAGAACUCGGAUGAAACACAUGGAUGAAUUAUGAGAGGGCUGAGGACUUCUUAGAGAAAUUUCUGAUAGAAUUUUAAGAGCAAUUUUUGAAAGAAUUUCUGAGUACUUUUAGUAGCAAGUUGUGAAGACGUCCUUGGAAAAACUUCUGGUUGAAUAUGUGAAGAUAUCAUGGAGUCUCGGUCCGGACGAGAAUCUUCUUUUUAAAUGGUUUAAGCAGUUAGCGAUUUUAUCAGAUUCUCUAAACUUGGCUUAUUUUACGAGUGAAGUGAGGUGAGUCGUCUGGAUCUCGUGAGAAAACUUGACUUCACUGAGAUGAGAACCCCUUUGAUAUAUGCAGGUUCACUUCAUUCAAAUCAACUUUCCUCACAACUCGGUAACGGAGCAAGUUUUUUACCAGUAAAAUCGUAGAAUAAGCCGAAGUGACUCUUUGAUGCAAAGUUAUGCACAUAGCAUUUGUGUUCAUGCGAGAUAACGUUCUCUUAAAGGAUCAGGUUUAUACAAUUUUAUUAUAUGCAUUCCUGUGAUAACGCAUCACACACUAUAAAAGCUUAAAUGCUAAAGGAUAGUUAAUUUUUGUGUACAUAUUUCCGUGCGCGAAUUAAUUUUUAUCCCUGACAUCUGGUGAAAAUCCUGAUUCUGAUUACACUGCACACUUAGUAGCUGACAUUAUGGGGCUUUAAAUGGGUUUCCAUUGAUCUGAUUUUGAAUUAUAGAUCUACAUUUACCUUCAGUGUAUCCCUUGUAAUGCUGUUCUUUUCUACUGCGAUUAGAUAAUGGAGUGAUAUAGGGAUUUGAACGAACUUAAACGAAUGAUAGAAAAAAGUAGUACGUUGCAACCAACAAAACUUAACGAAAAUCGAAGCUACAAAAGUUCACUAGCAUGAAUAAGCUUGCAGGCAGUAAAGAGAGUGAAGUGUCGAAGCAAAAGAACAAGAUGCUUUCUGUUGACUCGUUUAACCAUACCGAGAGGUAUGACUGACGAACGCAUGGAAUGGUUGUGCCGCAGUUGUGUUAGAUUUAGGAAGUCCUCAAAAGAUCUAUGUGCAUCUAUUAGCGCUGGUAGACGACGUAUCAAUCCAUCUAUGGCUAAGUAAGAGAUUAAACCCGUUUCUACAAAUUGAACCACAUAGAACUGCUGUCUUGUAAGUGUUUUAUUUUUUUCGGUAGUCUCGUAAGGGUUAUAUGUGUAAAACAUAAAAAUGUAGUAACUUGUACAUCAGAACUAUUUACGUCUAAGAAAUUGAAAUACUAUGUUUAUUUAUAUGGAAAUUUAUUACUUUUUUGUAAAUUUGGCGCUGACUAUUCUGGUUUACCAUUAAAAGAACUUUGCUAAUGUGUUUUAAUUUUUCUCAUUUUUCCCCCAAAGUAACAUUUUAUUCUAUUAAGCACCUCGAAGAGAUCUUUGCUCAUUUCUCUUUCUCGAUUGUGAUCCAUAGUUAUACCGUAUAAGUUGGUCGAAAGAAACAGUAACCUCUCCCCUAUGUUAAGAGAUAAUUUUAUUCGAAACUAUUAGCACUUAAGUCCACAGAAAAUAUAGAGUAUAACAAAGAAAAAAAACUUAUCUAGCCAAUGUAGACGACGAUUGCAACACAACCAACAUGUAAACUACUAUAAGUGAAACGAUAUUAAGGUUGCUGUACAGUUAAAAAAACGACGAUGAAAUAAAAAGAAGAAACUAGUAAGGAGACACAUGUAACUAUAAUGAGAAUGCUAUUAAAGUACUACAACUAAGCAAAAAUACAACAACUGCAUAGCAAACAACAACAAAAAAACAGUAAAAACAACUCAAAAUUGAAUUCAUCUCAACCUUAGAAAAGGUAAACGCAGGAACCCUAAAGCACUAACGCUAAUAUGCUGCAGUAAACGUGAACCAGUAGGAUGUAGUUUUGUGAAACUUUCAGAUAAUUCGUCAAGACAUAUUAAGUGUACGGAAAUUACACGUUCGGACUCGAUGGUCUCUUAUCCACCUACCUUGCCGCAGUGUUAACUACUGGCGAAACUGUUUUAAGAGUUGUAUGAAUUCAACUAUGGUUAAAAGCAUGAACGCAAAAUGGAAAAUGCAAAAAAAAAAUCUAUGUGACAUUACAUUGAAACAAUAUCAUAUGUAAUAACUUCAAUUCAAUUGAAAA
Aedes aegypti (yellow fever mosquito) is the source of this 9242-nucleotide messenger RNA. RefSeq names its product alpha-protein kinase 1. Bases 676 to 5241 code for a protein of 1521 amino acids. NCBI's taxonomy places the organism in Eukaryota, Metazoa, Arthropoda, Insecta, Diptera, Culicidae. Gene Ontology annotation, molecular function: mRNA binding. The transcript is spliced from 5 exons. Gene Ontology annotation, biological process: negative regulation of translation. The record is from RefSeq and is a predicted model, not a curated record. Gene Ontology annotation, cellular component: cytoplasm; nucleus.